Symbiodinium necroappetens is the source of this 337-nucleotide messenger RNA. Lineage: Eukaryota; Dinophyceae; Suessiales; Symbiodiniaceae. The record is from the annotation of a GenBank genome assembly.
GCCGGCGAUGAAACGAUGUCUCUGGAGUUGGAGAACUCGGCCCCGCUGAGCUUGUAUGCGAAGUGCCUGGGUCCCGACUGCAAGCAGAUCGCGGUCUCGUUGCUGGUGAACAUCGAGCCAGCCAUUAGCGCGCUUGAGGGCGCGCCUCUAGUUGACAGGAGCGCGCCUCGAAUUGCCAUUCAGAUCGAGGCAGUGGAGGCCCUCAAAGUGCUGGGUGCCCGUCACUCCGAACGUUCGCUGAAGGCCCUGGCACCAAGGCUGGUUUCACACUCUGCAGACCUUCGGAAAGCUGUGCUUAGCGCCAUACAGCAGGGGUGGAGCUCAGAUGACGAGGAAU